CUUAUCAAUGUGUCACGCCCGGAAAGGUGAUAGUGGCAGUAAGCUGGCUCCAAGUCACCACUCGGAUGUUGCACACUCUGCAUUCCAUCCCAGGAGAAGGGUGCAUUUGUCACAGGGCAAGCUGACUGGUGCCAUCAAUGUUACCAAAGCGAAACAGAUACAUGUGCAAAGCAACACAGAUGGUGCCUACAGAGAAGAACUGAGAAGCGAUGGACUGGGCAACUUCAGAGCUAAACCAACUUCAUGUAGAACAGAAGAGCUUGAUGUAGGUGUGAGUGGAAAUCAUGCUGUGAAGAAAUGCUGCUGCUUCCGGAAGAUGGUGGGCAGGCACUCGAACACCAAGAACAUGAUUGUGGAUGAAAAAGAUUUCGAGCAAUUCUUCAGGGAGCCAGGCAGCAAGUGGAGGAUCAGCAGCCCCUCAAAAUGGGACUCCCAAGGGUCAGACCAUACUUGGAUCUGGAAUGGAGCCCCUGAGAUGUCCAGCUUUUACAGGCAAGACAUCCAGUCCUUGAAAGAAACAAUGGAGAAGGGUCAACAGGAUGCAAUGACCUUGGCAUCCCAGCAACAAGAGACACAGAAUGAGGUCCCCAAGACCAGCAUGGAGCUGGCUAUGCCAGAGUUUAAGCAAGAUGACUGUCUGCAGGAGUUGCAAGAUCUCGAGGGUGAACUUGAUUUGAAGCAAUACAACAAACUGAGACAGAAGAACGCACAGAUUGCAGCGUUCACCCAGGAACGAGAUAACCUGAGGGCCCAUCCACGACAGCCUGGCAGCAGUUUGUCCUUCCGGGAGCAUCAGGAUUUGGACAAGAAACUCAGGAACACAAAAGAUGACUUAUUGACAGAGCAGCGGCACACCAGAUUCCAGAUCAAGCAGCUGCAGCAUCAACUGGAAGAAUCUGGGGCAAGAUUGGAGCAGAGGACAGCAAAGAUCACUCAGUUACUGGAGAAAAAUGGCGGUCUGGAAUCACAGGUCAGGGAACUGAAGAGGAUUCUAAAGGUUGAGAGAGCUGCCCCAAACUCCAACAACUCAAUCUGUGUUCAUGAGCUUUUGUCACGGCUGACAGAAUGUGACCUGAAGGUCAGCGCCCUGGAGAAAAUCCUCUUGGAGAAGGACAUGGAGCAGUUGAGGCUGAGGGAGAUAGUGAUGACAUUGAGAGCAGAGAAAGAGGCUCAGCUGUCUGCCAUGGAAACUCUUAGAAAGGAGCAUGCACGACAGCUCACUUUAAACACCGUGGAAAAGCAAUGGGAGCAGGUUCCGAAUGCCUUGGAUCUUGAAAACCAGAAGUGGGAAGCAGAUUCGAAGGAACAGCUCCAACAACAUGGUCUGUCUCUGGAAGAGGUGAAUGGGAGAGCCCUUAAACAGGCCAUUGAGGACCUGGAGAAAGAACGGAGAAACUCACUCACUUUACAACACAAAUUAGUCGAAUUGCAGAAGAGAAUCCAGGAGCUGGAGGUCCACAGCCAUUCCCUCCAGCAAAAGACAGAUCAGGCCAUAAGCAAUCUGAAGACUCAGAUGACCGAAGAGAAAGAAAAGGAGAUCCAACAGCUCAGGGAAGAAAUGCAGUUGGGUAAAGAAAAAGAAAUUGAGAGACUGACUUCAAAGAUGGAGGAGGAGUUGCAGAUCCUUCGAGCCAAGAACAGUGAAGUUUCCCUCAAAGAGAGAGAAGCCAGAAUGCAGGAGGAGCAGGCAGAAAAGUCCUUUGUGUCUGAGAUCAAGACAGAGUGUGAACGCAUUCGUGUGUUAAUACAGAGUACACAAAUGCAAGCCUUGGGGAGAGUUAUAAGUCCACCCUGCAGUAAACUGAGGAGCCUGACACGAAUGACGUUAGGAGAAGCUAUCCAUGCACUGUGCAGAGCCAGUGAGGAUCUGUGCCAACAUGUGGUUGACCUGCGUCAGGAGCUGGAGAGCCAGCGCUGUAUGGUAUAUCAUCUCCAGACAGGCAAGGAUGACACCAAGGAGGUCAGCAAGCUGCAGAGAUCGCCACUGACUAAGUCUGGGAGAGAAAAGGAACAUACACUUCAGGAGAGGAAGAAUGAGUUGCCAGAAAUCCAGAGGACCAUGGCCGAAAGGGAUGAUGUGACUGCCUGCAAACCCACCCACAAGUUUGAGGAGAAGCAGAAUAUAAAGAUUGUCUACAGAGACAGAAGUGAAUGUCAAAAGACAGAAAUGCAAGAAAAUGAAAUCCAUCCCCUGCCUUUGGAACACACUGAACCUUCUCCUUCAUGGUCUGCCUCCACCACAUCAGUAACUUCCUCUGCAGUGAUCUCAUGCAGGCAGAAGGAUUUUGGGACACUGAAGCUGCUGAAACAUUUGCAGAGCCGUGUGAAACAGCUCCGAGCAGAAAACAACAUCUACUGUGGAACCAGCCUGAACGAUGUGAGCAUUCUCCAUACCACGACUGACAGCUCAUGCACAGAGACAAUGAGUAGUUCACUGAGCAGAUCAAUGCAGUUACAGGACUGGCAGAGAAAUAGUGACAGACAGGAAGUUUAAUUAGGGAAAAAUUAUGUGCAGGAUUCUGCACUGACUCGGGGGCUGGCCUAGAGAGUAGGAGUUGCUUCUCUGGCGAUGAUGUUGGUGCAGCAGGACUAACUUGUUGGAAACUAUGGGUCAAGCUCCUAUUUAAAUAUUGCCAGUCAUGCUCAAUGUCAAUGCUGCAUGUACUUGGAAGCCAGCAAUCACUGGUGAAGGAUUGACUGAUAAGUCACUGGACAAUCUGUCCAUUCUGUUGAUAAGAAAUAAACCCUUUACAUUGUCACCCCUCCUCCCCAGAGUCAGGUAAUACCAGAAAGAUUUUUCAUGUGCUUUGUGGGAGAGGAAAGCAGUAAGUGGCAUUUGAAAAAUCAUUCGAGAUGUAUGCUUGGCCACCCCUUCCACAAAUGGAGACCACACAGCAAACCACAGUAGAAUGAGAUCUCACAGCUUAUUUCAGAGGGCUCUCUCAGUAUUGGUGAGCAGACAACUGCAGCUCAGCAUAAUCAUGCUUUGAGAAACUGGAUUAUGUCAUGGCUUGAUUAUACACAGUUCUGAGUGUCCAACCAAAAGGCCAAUGCAAUGUUACUGUAUGGAUGGUGCUGAUUGUGUGUGUUUAGUAUUCCUAGAAGAAUUAAACUUGGACUAAUGUAAAACGUAUGAUGUCCCACAUUAGUAUUUGAUUUUGCUGUUCAAAUACCUCCUUCCUACAACCCCUUCUUCCUAAAUCUACAUACCUCCAACUAAAUUGAGGGAGAAUGAUUAAAUCUAUCUUGCUACAUUAUUCUAUUGUAUUUGUAUAACAACGUAU
Molecule: messenger RNA, 3284 nt
Organism: Rhincodon typus (whale shark)
Lineage: Eukaryota; Metazoa; Chordata; Chondrichthyes; Orectolobiformes; Rhincodontidae
Product: calponin homology domain-containing protein DDB_G0272472
Exons: 15
Coding region: 8-2494 (828 amino acids)
Source: RefSeq, a predicted model, not a curated record